Molecule: messenger RNA, 2757 nt
Organism: Nerophis lumbriciformis (worm pipefish)
Lineage: Eukaryota; Metazoa; Chordata; Actinopteri; Syngnathiformes; Syngnathidae
Source: RefSeq, a predicted model, not a curated record
AUGUACGCCUUCUACUCUCUUUUGGUCUACAUCUUCUACACUGUCUUCAAGAAGGAGGAGGAAGAAGCCUUGGAGGCAUCAUGUGGAGCGGCUACAGACGAGCCAAGACCUGUUUCCAUGGAAACAGGGAGAAAGGUAGAUGGCCACACCCCCAAAAUAAGAAAGAAGGCCUGUGCUAGCCUCAGUGAUUCAAGUAGUAGCAGUGAUAGUGAUGACAUGUCACUGAGUGAUGACGAUGAACAAUAUGAAGUCCCAGCAUGCACUCCUCUGGCAGCAUUUUUAUCCUUUAAGCAGGAGUCUGACAAGAAGAGGACCUCACAAGGCCAGAUGGAGACAACAGGAAAGUUGGGAGAGUCCCCUUUGAUGGCCGUCAUGUCCCACCUGCUGAGCUUCCUGGAGCAGUACUCCCAUUUCCAGCAACUGCAGCAGCAGGCCGAGCAGUACCGUGUCCAGCUCAAGAGGCACCGGGUACAGCACCGCCGACAGAUGAAAGCGCUGCGAGCCACCUAUCGUCAACGUCUCAAGGACAAGAAGAGCAUCAUUUGUAACCUGGAGGAAGCAGUCAGCCAGCAGCUGAGCCCGCAGAGUGACGGCGAAAGUGGCAGUGACGCAGGUGCUCAAGCGGGAGUUCACAGCCUGGUGGAGUCUCUGUACGGCCUCCAGGGGGAACGCAGCAAAUUGAGAGGAGAACUGCGUCUGCUGCGCUCGCAGCUGGAACAGAAGGACCGAGACCGACACACUCGCAUAGUGGCCUUUCAGCAGCAGAUUGAUGAGCUUAAAAGUGGAAUUGAAGAACGUGAAGAGGAGCUGUGCAGACUCAAAACUGCAACUGGUGCCACAGACUCAGAAAAACGUGUCUUGUGUCUUUCGGCGGAGAAUGAAACUCUAAAGCAAAGCCUGACUGUCACCCAAGGCCUCCUGCAGCAGCUAACCACCAUUCCCUCACAGUCCAGCACCAUGCUCAUCAAGGAAAACGAGAAUCUGAGGAGUCGCGUGCAGCAGCUGGAGGCUUCCCUGCAGCAGCGCGCUGAGCAGCUGUCGCAGCUGGAGCAGCAGAGCGAACGGAGUGAGUGGAGGAGAGGAGAGGAGUUGAGAAGACGAGAGGAUAGAGUGAGGGAGCUUCAGCUGGAGCUGGACAGAGAGAGGGGCAGAGAGCCCGUGGUAAAGUAUGUCACCAAAACCGUUGAGGUGGAGUCCCCGGCCACCAUGAAGCAGCUGACCAAAGCCAGACAAAGGAACGAGUUGCUGUCUGAGAAGUUAUCUAACCAAAAUGAGCGCUGCAAGCAGCUGGAAGAGCAAAUCCGGAAGUCAGAUGAGUACAGCUGCAAUCUGCAGCACAAGAUUGCAGCUUAUGAGCGGGAGAUAGGACAGCUGAGAGAGGAGCUCCUAAAGGAGAUCGGCCACUUGGAAGAGAGGAAGGAGGAGGCAGUGAAGGCUGCUGCGAACUGCUCGACAGAACAUUUUGAGGAUCUGCAGCACCAGUUCUUCAGUUUACAGAAGCGUCUGACGGCCCUUCCCCCAACUCUGCGCUCUAUGAAAACAGACUACGCCAGCCUGAGGAGCCAAGUUCGGAACUUUUCUGAGUUUUACGGAGCGGCAAUAAAGGAGGCAAAAAAACAGGUUUCAGCAGCAAUCUUUGAAAUGUCAGAGGCUAACAAAGACCUUCUGGAAAAAUACAGAAAGGAGGUUGCACUGCGCAGGAAGUUGCAUGAGCAGCUGGUGGAAUUAAAAGGUAACAUCCGGGUGCUGUGCCGUGUGAAGCCUGUUCUGAAAGAGGACCAACGCGAAGAGGGCACAUCCGUGGUGGUCAGCACGGACCCCGAUAACGAGUCCUCUCUGAGUGUGUUGAGUAAAGGAAAGGGUCGCACCUUUGAGCUAGACAAGGUCUUCCACCCUCAGGCUACGCAGGAAGAGGUCUUUCAGGAGAUUGAACCUCUUGUGACCUCAUGUAUUGAUGGCUACCACGUGUGCAUAUUUGCAUAUGGGCAGACUGGCUCUGGGAAAACCUAUACUAUGGAGGGCAGUGUGGAGAACCCGGGCAUCAACCAGAGGGCCCUGAAACACCUAUUUAGUGAAAUAGAGGAACGAAAGGACAUGUGGUCUUACACUGUCACUGUCAGCUCCGUGGAGAUCUACAACGAGGUGCUAAGGGAUCUACUGAGCAAGGAUGGAGAGAAACUGGACAUCAAAAUCAAUCCGGAUGGAACAGGACAGUUGCACGUGCCGGGUCUCAGGGUCAUUGAGGUUAAGAGCUUUCAACAUAUCAAGAAGAUUUUAGCUAUGGCCCGCAGGAACAGGAUCACAUUUGGCACUCAGAUGAACCAGCACAGUUCUCGCUCUCAUGCUCUUCUCUGCAUCACAGUUCAGGGCACUGACCUCGCCACCGGCUCCAAAACCACCGGCAAGUUGAACCUGGUUGAUUUGGCGGGAUCGGAGCGGGUAUGGAAGUCAGGUGCAGAGGGCGAGAGGCUGAAGGAGGCUCAGAAUAUAAACCGCUCCUUGUUGGCUCUCGGGGAUGUCAUCCAGGCUUUGAGAGCACGACAAACUCAUAUCCCUUUCAGGAACUCUCGCCUUACGUACUUGUUGCAAGACUCACUGGGUAAAGGCAGCAAAACAGCCAUGGUGGUGCAGGUGUCUUCUCUAGAGAGCAAUGUAGGUGAGACACUCUGCUCACUGAAGUUUGCCCAGCGGGUGUGCAAGGUGGAGCUUGGCCCUGCAUCCAGGAAGAUCGAAUCUGGCGGUGGGCAGUGCGACUGA